Molecule: messenger RNA, 3824 nt
Organism: Conger conger (European conger)
Lineage: Eukaryota; Metazoa; Chordata; Actinopteri; Anguilliformes; Congridae
Gene: csf1a
Product: colony stimulating factor 1a (macrophage)
Exons: 10
Coding region: 234-2144 (636 amino acids)
Cellular component (GO): membrane
Molecular function (GO): growth factor activity; cytokine activity
Source: RefSeq, a predicted model, not a curated record
GAGGUCCUAACACCGUCUCAGAGCACGGAGCAGGGGAAGGAAGAGAGUCUGCCUCACCACACUCAGCAGACAGCUCACAACUCAUGUCACGCAGGGAUAUUAUCAUGCUUUUAUUUUUCACCUGUUUUUCUCAGACUCGGAAAUAAAAAACUAAAGAAGAAUGAUAACAAACCAACUGCUCCAAUGCAUCUAAAAGUGGACUUUGAUCUUCUCUUCCUGCAUAGAUUAGCCAGAUGAACACACACAAACAAUCCCACACUUUUUGCAAAGCCAAGGCCUGGCGUCAGUGCUUUAGCCUCAUGAUGUGCUUUCAUGUGGUCCUGGGGGACGUUCCCGGCCCGUGCAAGCACUCCGUGACGAAGGAGCAUCUCCAGAACAUUCAAGGGCUGAUUGACAACCAGUUGCAAAAUGACUGUUCAAUAGCCUACACAUUCAUGGAGAGACAAAGUUUGAGUAAAGUCUGUUAUGUUAAAGCAGCCUUCCCUCAAAUCCUGGAACUUCUGAAAGCUCAUUUUCAGUAUUCCCCGAGCUCUGACAACUACCGAUACGUUUCUACACUGAAGAUGCUGGUGUUGAACAUUUAUUCUCACAAAUGCAUUCCAGAGAUCAAUGAGGAAAUCGAGGAUGAUCCUGUGAGAUUUGCAAAAGAGUACAGCAGUUCUCGAAGAGAAGCUGUGGGAAAAAUAAAGAAAGUCUUACAGCUCUAUAUGGAGUUGAUGACUGAGAACAACAAACCAGUGGACUGGAACUGCGAAGAGGAGUACGCUGAGGAUUACCCAGAACUCACCACAGCACUCGCCAAAUCCACAGGUGCGCCCGAUUGUCAUUGUUCUUGUCCAACUCUUGGUUAUGGAGAUUCUGAACAGGUCUCUUUGCCGGACACCAGCCAAUGGGAUGAUCUGCGGCAGCCAUCUUACUUACAAUCAUAUUCUGCCCCACCAGAUGAGCUGACCCGACCACCCUCAGGCAUUAUAAACCCCUGGGCCUAUGUCCCUGUAAACCCUGUCUAUGAUAGGCACCAUAGACAGGAGGAAGCCGAUUCCUACACCUCAUCAGUUAGAAAGGAAGAGAAAGAGGUGGUCAACAGAGACAUCUCCUCUUCCCAAUUUCCUACAUUCCCUGGAGCCACACCUGGAUCUACUGCAUCUUUGGAUGAAAAGGACAGUGGUCCAAAAGAACCAAGCACUUCUGAACACAGGGUUAAUUUGGACUCUGUUCUAGGAGCGCCUGGCACUUCAGAGCCCUGGGAUGCAUCUCAGCAGUCUACCCCAUCAGUAGAAAGCACGCAAGGGACGGGCGCCUUUGUGAGUCGCAUUGUUUCAAGGAGUGACACAAUGGAUGCCCCAGCUUUCAUACAGAGCCAGACUCAGAGCACCAUAUCUGCCUUGCCCAAAGGUCAGUCGUCACAGCUUGAUUCGAUUCAUGUGAUUGUCUCUUUGCCGAGGGAAAGUGCCCGCAGCCCUACAACACCCGCCAUGGCCAGGGAGGUUCCAGUUAGAAGCACUCCUACAAAGCCAGAAGAAACCACAGCUGUCCUUUUAGCGAAGAGAUCUCUAGGACCCAGCAUGGAAGGGCCACAAUCAAGUUUGGGAACAGAGAAUCAACCAAUUCAGAACUGGAUUCUCAGCCUGGAAAAUUCUCCAAGUGCUUCAGAAAUUUCACAAGGUCGCCAAAAAACAAGCGGCACAAUCGGCACGGCCCUUCUGCCAACAGCUGAAGACGCCUCAAGAGCAGUCUCUGGGCUUUCCGUGAGAGAGUUUGAUCCUCUCGUACCAACACCUGCACAAAAGCCUGAAUGGACACCCAUCAGGACCACUGAUGAGAAGGUUGAAAGCACAGGUCCUACGUCAGGGAUCACAGCAGAUCUCCUGGACUCUGACUCAGACAGAGACUCGGGGAAAGCCUUCCGGAAUGGGACCCGGGGUGGGUCACACAUAUCUUACAAGAUCGCAUUCAUCACGGCAUCGGUGUGUGGGGGACUACUGCUUCUCAUUACUCUCUACUGUUUCAGAAAACAAAAGAAACUUAAAGCACUCCUUCAUAGCUCCAAAGUCAAAGAGAAUCAGAGAUUGACUUCAGACAGCAAAGACAUUGAGAUGCAAGAUUAUGAAAUAACAGAGCAAUCAUGUCUGGAUUCCACAUGAAGUUGAACAUUGGAGCAGCAAACAACUAACCAGAAAAACAAAACUGAAAUGCCAAAAUAUAUAAUAACGAUAUUAGAAAAGUUUCAAUUUCAACCCCAACAUUCAUGUAUAUAAAAUUUCAGAAAUAUUUAAAAGGCUAUAUUUUUUAUACAAGAUGUACAAAUAUAUUAAUGCUUUACACUGAAAUGUUUUUAGUCUUCGAAGAUGGCUGGAUUUAAAGGUCAUAUAAAGGAUCUUCUGACAGGACUGGUGAAUAAUAAAUUAUGACGUACCAGGAUGAACGAUAGAGAAGACCAGUAACAGUUGCUGUGAAGCUGCGGUCCUCAAAAUGCAUGAUUCCCUCUGCUUGUUUGUAAAGUACUUUAAAUGGACUGGAUUGGGGUGAUUUGCCACAACCAGAGGCCUGUUCCAUAAAUCAGGAUUACAGAGUUAGCCAGAUAACUGCACUGAACAAAACCCAGACCCUGCCCAAAUCUGGAACAUGGAUGGAAGUGAAACUACUUUGUGCAGUUAUUGGUGUAAGUGAGUUAUCCUGCUUUUUGGAACAGGCCCCAGGACCGUGUGGCUGACUGUUUUGCUCCUGUAAUUGCUCCUGAACUCUGCUACAGAGAUGGAGCAUGAUCAUCAUGGCAUCUUUUGAUAUUUUGAUAAGAAAAUGCACAUCUGUUUCAGGCAGAGGGGGGUCCUGAUCUUCCUAUAUUACAUAAUUGUAAAUUGAACAGUUGUAAUGAAGGACAUUUAUUCUAUUUUUUGCAUGCCUGUAAUAAGGCAUGGUCAGCCUAUGGAAUUGUUUUUCUUUGUGUCCUGUUGCACAAAGCAGGAUUACUGAGUUAGCUGGAUAACUGUAAAACCCGGAUCUCAUUGUAGGCUAUGAGCAGAGAGUAAGCAAAGUGUUGAGACUCAUUAAAAACAUGCAAUGCCCACCAAAAGCAGCCUGUUUGUGAAAAUGUAUUGCAAUAUUUUUUCUUUUAAAAACUUAACGUUUGAUAGACUGUGUUGAAUGAUAUUCACCACCAUAUACAGUAUAAUAUAUAAACAGUAUUAUACAGUGUAUAUAUGUAUAUAUAUAUAUAUAUAUAUAUAUAUAUAUAUAUAUAUAUAUAUAUAUAUAUAUAUAUAUAUAUAUAUAUACAUAUACAUACACACACAGUAUUAUACUUCCUGGAAUAUUUAGUGAUGGUUUGCUCUCAUAAGUGGUCCAAGGGAGAGCUGAGUUGAUUUGUUUUCUGUGAACCAUCUCCAAAUUGAGAUACAAUUUCAAUGUAAAAUUGUGUGGACAUACAUGUAUGUAUACUAUGUAUAUCAUGAUACCUUUGCAUUUAAUGCAGCCAGAUACAACUGCCAUAUGCAAUCAAGCAUUUCAAAAUGUGUUUUUGUUGCAUUAAUAUUUCAAAAGUGCUUGUGAAGCACUAACCAUUUUCAAAAGCAGGCUUCUCAAAACUGCAUUAGAGGCCUGCUCAUCAAACGUUGCUCAAACCUCCACAAUUUAAUGCAAAACAAAUGUAUAUACAAAAUAAAAAAAUUGGAAAUGGGAGGUUAUAGGAAUCAUUGCUAUUGUCUAUCAGUAACAGAAAACCAGAGCCAGUUGUGUUUCAAUCAGUGAGAGAGUUUAGCAUUUUCCACAGACUUUUGUUAUGACUUCAGCGACGUAUGCAUUUUCAAUAAAUAUGUUUGAUAUAA